CUGUAGCAGCAACUGGCAACAAUAAGCCAAGCCGGGUGACUAUAAAAGCGCCGGGCCACUGGCAGCCAUCAACAAACCUCGCCUGGCGCCCAACCCAUCAAGUCAACCAGCCAACAGCCACCAGCAACAUCUGCAGCAGCAACAUGAAGUUCUUGUGCGUGUUCGUCAUCCUGUCCAUUUGCUUCAUGAGCACCUGGGCAGCAGUUUCGGAGCCCGCUCCUGAAGCCCUGGAGGCGGAGCCAUCCGCCGUGGAUGAGAAGAAGACGGAGAAGAGAGGCAUCUACGGGUUCGGCCACGGCUAUGGCGGCUAUGGCGGCUAUGGCGGCUAUGGCGGAUACGGUGCCUAUGGACACGGUCACUACGGCGGCUACGGCGGACUGAGCAGUCCCUACUACGGCGGCUACGGAUACGUCCAUGCGGCGCCCUACUACGGCGGACACCACGGCUACUAUCCGUACCACCACGGCCACUACGGCUUCUACUAGGACCACCACCUAUCCCCAUGAUCGUAAUGCAUACUGUUUUUUUUCCCGAUCGCUCCAUGCUCAUCACUGCACCAUCAUUUGUAUAUGUACAUAUAUGUACUGGUUUUCCCCAAUCAUUCACCGCAAUAUAAAUGUACUGCAAAUAUCUAAUACAUA
Molecule: messenger RNA, 641 nt
Organism: Drosophila simulans
Lineage: Eukaryota; Metazoa; Arthropoda; Insecta; Diptera; Drosophilidae
Product: keratin-associated protein 19-2
Exons: 2
Coding region: 144-485 (113 amino acids)
Source: RefSeq, a predicted model, not a curated record